AUGGGCGGCAUAGGCGGCAACCUCUACCUCAGCAUGUUGAAUGGGACUGAAACGCAAACUUUCGGAAAGAACUCCGACAUCAGCAGUCACCUCCACCGAGGCGGCGGCGGCGGCUGCAAGGACCUAGCCGAGUUUAAAAUGGGGAUCCAGGACGCGAGGUUUUACUACCCGGAUCCCGUCCAAGGCGGCCAGGACGCUCUGGCGCUGCCGUACCACUCGGACCCGGCGGUGGGAGGGUACGGAGCGCAGCCCGGCAGGUUUUACGCGCAGACCCUCGGCAGUUGCCCGUACGGCGGCGUGCGCUCACCGCCGAGGAGCGGAGCCGGGCAGGGCUACAUCUCGGCGGCGGGCGACGGGUUCCCCACCGGCGGGAAAGACUUGUACUCUCCGUCUCAGGAGAAUUACCAGGCGAGCUUUCAGCACGGCUUCCAGCGGCCGCCUCUCUACCCGCUACCUGGGCUACAGGUGUGCGGGAAGACGCAGGCUCUGCUCAAUAACUACCCGCUGUGGGCCAAGUUCCACAAGUUCCAAACGGAGAUGAUCAUCACCAAACAGGGGAGGAGGAUGUUCCCCUUCCUGAGCUUCAACAUCAGCGUUCUGGAUCCGUCCGCCCACUACAACGUCUACGUGGACGUGGUUCUGGCGGACCAGCACCACUGGAGGUACCAGGGCGGCAAGUGGGUCCAGUGUGGGAAGGCAGAGGGCAACAUGCCAGGGAACAGGAUGUACAUGCACCCCGACUCCCCCAACACGGGAGCUCACUGGAUGAGGCAAGAAAUGUCGUUCAGCAAACUCAAGCUCACCAACAACAAGGGCAGCACCAAUAAUGUGGCACAGAUGAUCAUGCUCCAGUCGCUCCACAAGUACCAGCCUCGUCUUCACAUCGUGGAGGUGAAGGAGGACGGCUCGGAGGACGCCGUCCUCUCAUCCAAAGCUCAGACCUUCAUCUUCCCGGAGUUGCAGUUCAUCGCUGUCACCGCAUAUCAGAACGCAGACAUCACUCAGCUGAAAAUAGACCAUAACCCCUUCGCUAAAGGUUUCCGCGACAAUUACGACACGCUGUACGCUCCCCCCGACUCUGAUCGCCUCACCCCCUCCCCGACAGAGAGCCAGCAGCUGCUGCCGGGAGGCUGCUUCCCUCAAGGCUACCUUUCGGAGCAGUACAUGAGCCCCCUGCCCCAGAGCCGCUUCUUCGGCCGCGAGGCCAUCGCCGUGGGCCCGCAGCUCAAAGACCCGUCGUCCAGCCCCGGGCCUCACAGCCGCUGGUACCUGCCGCCUCAGCAGGGCGUGGCCGCCAACCGGCUCGACUUCGCGUCCUCCUACGACGGGGACUUCUCCGGAAACGGUUUCUACAAGCCCUUCCCCUUGCAGACGUCCGCUCACCACGCGCUCGGCUACUACCCAGAGCAUCCUUUUGCAUCGACGAGCGUGUCCGUCUCCGGGGCCACCUCAGCGGGCUGGACCACCAGCCGGCCCACCCCUCAGUACCCCAGCCACCCGACUAAGCCCGCCCCGAGCCUGGGCUGGUUUAGGCCCAUAUCGUCCUCCUCGUCCUCCUCAUCUUCUUCCACGUCGCCCGGCAACCCCCGGCUUCACCCGCCCUCGCUCCUCGAGUCCCUGCAGGAAAAGCCCAAAGACACUGCGGCGGUGCCGGCGGAGGACCCCUGGCUAGAGCCCCCCUCUGUGAAGUCGGCGGCCUCGGCCGACUCGGGCCUGUUCGAGGGCACCAAGAAGAGGAGGGUGUCGCCGUACACGUCCGGCUCUGAAAACUCGCCGCCACGGCGCGGCGGAGAGGUCUGCGAGAAGGACAGCAACAGCGACGCAGACUACUACGGCUACUACACCCACUGAAGCCGCGAGGCGCCAUCGCUCUCACACCGCCCUAGUGGACAUAUGUCUGUCCAGCCGGGUCAUGGUUAAGAAAAGUCUCUGAUUCUGCUGAAGACAACACAAACAAACAAAAACGAACUUCUGUCACAUCACAAAACCCCCCCCUUCUCCUUCAAAGUGUCGAAUGAUUACAGGAGAAACUUCCAGGGUUCCUGUCAAAGUUAGUGUUGAACAGGAGUCGAUGUGACUGGGGGAAACUGCCCUUGAGUCACACCAACACCACACAGA
Molecule: messenger RNA, 2118 nt
Organism: Pseudoliparis swirei
Lineage: Eukaryota; Metazoa; Chordata; Actinopteri; Perciformes; Liparidae
Gene: tbx21
Product: T-box transcription factor 21
Exons: 6
Coding region: 1-1851 (616 amino acids)
Biological process (GO): lymphocyte migration; regulation of transcription by RNA polymerase II; cell fate specification
Cellular component (GO): nucleus
Molecular function (GO): RNA polymerase II cis-regulatory region sequence-specific DNA binding; DNA-binding transcription factor activity, RNA polymerase II-specific
Source: RefSeq, a predicted model, not a curated record